GUAUUUAUAGACCUUGAAAUGAAAGUAAACAUUGCAACCUAACCUCAAAAUUCACAUGGAUUUGAAAAGCUUCAACGUUAUUCGGCACUUUUUAUCAAAUUUAAUAAUAAGAUUGCACUUUGAUUUAGAAAUAAAAUAAUUUUUAGUUUGUUUCAUAAUGUCAAUCACUGGUCGAGAAAUAAUAACGCUUCAAAUAGGACAUUAUUCAAAUUAUGUUGGAGCACAUUGGUGGAACUUGCAGGAAGCUGCAUUCUCUAAUAAUACAGAAAAUCCGUCAGAGAUAAACAAUGACGUUCUCUUCAGAGAAGGACAAACUAGACGAUGUGAAGUUACAUUCACUCCUCGCCUUGUGUUGAGCGACCUGCAAGGCAGUCUUGGAGCGCUGACUGAAGAUGGCGGUCUGUAUGAGGAUCACCUGCAGCCCGAUCCAUCGCUUGCUCUCUGGCCGCGAGAUAAGGUGCAAGUGGAGGUCGCUGAGGAGCCUCUCGAGAAGAACGAAUUCCUUAGCGACUUGGAUGCCGGUUGCAGUAGGGUGGAACUCGUGCGUAACAGUGAUGAUCUGAAGAGAGAGAAAGCCAUCCCGAAACGUUACAAGCUGGAUGACUCUGUCAACGUUUGGUCGGAUUAUCUGAGAACUUUCUACCAUCCCAGAUCCCUGGCUAUCACUAAUAAAUACAAGCACAAUGACGAGAUAACUCCUUUCAAGCUCUUCGGCCAGGGCACCGCCUUGUGGAAAAAUGAGCAUUACCAGGAAGAUUUCACUGAUCGUAUCCGCGCCUACAUGGAAGAAGCAGACAACGCUCAGGGCUUCCAGGUACUCAUGGACGCCCACGACGCAUUCUCCGGUAUGUCCUGUUCCGCUCUGCAAUACCUGAAGGACGAGUACCCGUCGAAGGCCAGCCUCGCCGUGGUCUGCAUGCCGGCCUGGUUCGGCGAGUCCUCUACUCAGGACGACUCGGCGAGAGUGCUGAACUGGGCGUUGACUCUAGGCUCGCUGCCGGAACUCUGCUCACUGUUCACACCGGUCAGCACGGUCGAAAGUGGCUGGCGGUAUCCAAACACGUACCGGACGUUUCCGUAUCUCAAUUACAAUAGCCAACUGCACUACCACAGUAGUGCAAUCGUGGCGGCCGGUCUGGAGACGGCCAGCCUGCUAUAUCGAGUGCGGUCCACACGCUCGGCGAGUCUCCAGGACGUGACGAGCGACCUGCGAGUGCUGGGCCGAGCGGCGGCCGCCCUCAGCCUGAGGCUGCCCCUGGCCAUUGGCCGGCACUCGUCGCUGCUGGAGACACUCGAGAAGUGGGUGGAGCCGGCCUCGCUGUUCACCAGUCUCACUCCGCACUGCUCACUAGACAGCCGCGUCGACUUGCAGGCUGUGGUCAUACGGGGUGUCGGCAAGGAUAGACUCAUGGGUAAACUACCAGAUGGGGCUGACCCCAGCAACCCAGCCUAUCAGUGCCGCACAGUGGAGGAAAUGCUCAGUCUGUUCAUAUCGUUCUCAAACCAGGACCACAGUGUCAGGACAAGGGUGACGUCAUGCGCCGACCCUCUGGGCACCUCAGAUCCGUUCCCACACAUCUUCAACGAACAGCUGAUCGCACCUGACGGAUAUCUCAAGGAGUAUGUCGAUGAAAACAGUCAUACAGGUGUCCAAAAAAGCGCUGCCUUAGCCGGCCUGCAUAGCACGGAUUCUCUGGGCGAGAUGCUACAGUCUCUUCACAAAGAAACAAAACGAAUCAAGGUCAGCCGACUGCCAGGCUUCUUCGAAUCGGGUCUGGAGAGUUUGGAGUGUGAAGAGAAACUGGAACAGCUGUUGUGUCUGAGUGAGUGCUACGGACACUCCUAUGACCAGUGAUCUAUGAUCUAUGCGUGAGUGUCGUCUAUAGGUGCGUACAGAUAUACGCGCCUCGAACACGCUUCGCACUCGCUCCGAUCAUGAUCGUUACGCGAGAUGUUACGCAAGGGUUCGCAUUGUGUCGUUACGCAAGGGUUCGCAUUGUGUCGUAUUGUUGACUUCGCUACAACCUAACCUCACAAAUGUGAAACAUUCAAUCCAGCUGAUCGGCUGACAAAAACUAAAUAAAAUAUUCUGACCAGGGGAUUCUGGUAGCCUAAUAAUACAUUAUGUUUAUAUAAUAAAUUGAUGAUAAUUAUUAUGUUUGUUGCAUUUAUGCUGACGUUUUAUUACAAAAAAGGUUAUGUCUGUCAAUGUUUUGAAAGGUGAAAGGCGUGGUGUGGAGUUUGGCUUCUUUCUUCUAAAUUUAAAUAUAAAAUGAAAACAGUUACUGUAGUCAUCAUAAAGAUGAUUACGUCAUCUGUUAUUUCUCAGCAUUAAUUUUAUUUCUAAACAAAUCCAACUCUAUGAAUCGGAGGAUAGAAACAUCUGUAGCAACAUAUACAAAUCAAUUACACCAAAAAAGCUCAUGAGUGAAAAAGGACUCACCAUAUCUAUUACUAAAUAGAGUUACUUGAAAAAAUAAUGUUGAAAACAAUGUCUGAGCAAAAGGCUCGUCUAAAAACUUCAACAGACUGAAGAGAGAGAAUAUUAGGACUCUGUCUCAAAGACAAAUAAUAGUGCAGUAAUGAAUAACAUCACAUUACAGUUUACAACCUUCAAUAGAGUAAGAGAAGCAGUGAAAAUUAGCAGAUGAGGUGACAAUAGGGUACUGUAUAUUAGUCAGCUUUUCAAUAGGUUGUCUUCACAUGGUUACAAAAUGUGCCAAUAAAUCAAACUCUAAAGUGUACUGGUAGUCAGUAGGUCGACAUUUCAUUUGAAUAACUAAGAUAUUUGAAUAAUUAGGAUAUUAAUAAUUGACCGAAAGAAGUGAGGUCUAAGAAUCAAGUCGACGGUUUGGCAUUUCUCUUAAUGUUUAAAUGUUUCUAUGUUGCGCAUUUACGGCGAAA
This is a messenger RNA of Nilaparvata lugens (brown planthopper), 2904 nucleotides long. RefSeq names its product protein misato homolog 1. Gene Ontology annotation, biological process: mitochondrion distribution. The record is from RefSeq and is a predicted model, not a curated record. Gene Ontology annotation, cellular component: cytoplasm. The coding region runs from base 158 to 1855 and encodes 565 amino acids. NCBI's taxonomy places the organism in Eukaryota, Metazoa, Arthropoda, Insecta, Hemiptera, Delphacidae. The transcript has 8 exons.